AUGUCUACCAACCCCCGCUUCGACCCCAACUUCACUCCCUAUGUGGUUAACGCCAUGGGGCCCAACACCCCUGACCGCGCUCGCGUGGUCUUGGGAUCCUUGAUCAAGCACAUCCACGACUUCGCUCGCGAGGUCGAGCUCACACCGGCUGAGUGGAUGCUCGGUGUCGAGUUCAUCAACUCCAUUGGCAAAAUCAGCACACCCAUUCGCAACGAAUGCCACCGCAUCUGCGACGUGAUCGGCCUGGAAUCUCUCGUUGACGAAAUCGCCAACCGCAUCAUCACCGAACAAGGCCUCUCCCCUACCUCCAAUGUCAUCCUCGGCCCCUUCUGGUCGCCCAACGCUCCCUUCCGCGACCUCGGCGAUUCCAUCAUCCAAGACACCAACCCUGAGGGCCGAGUUACAUACAUGCACGGUGUGCUUAAGGAUAUGGAGACCGGUGCCCCUAUUGAAGGCGCCGUCCUCGACAUCUGGCAAGCGUCUGCCAACGGCCAGUACGACUUCCAGGACCCCAAGCAGAGCGAGAACAACCUCCGCGGCAAGUUCCGCUCCAACGAGAAGGGCGAGUUCUACUGGUACUGCUACCACCCUACGCCCUACUCUCUGCCCACCGAUGGACCCGCUGGUGUACUUCUGAACAUCAUGGACCGCUCACCCAUGCGCCCUGCUCACAUCCACUUAAUGAUCACCCACCCCGACUACGCCACCGUUAUCAACCAGAUCUACCCCUCCGACGAUCCUCACCUCGACAUCGACUCCGUCUUUGCGGUCAAGGACGACUUGGUUGUCGACUUCAAGCCCAAGACUGGUGACCCCAAGGCCUCGCUGGAUCUCGAAUACAAUGUCAAGAUGGCGCUCAAGAAGCACCACCCCAACCCCAACUCCGCGCCUCCCGUUUCAUCAUUUGAGCGGUUCAACAAGGCCACCAAGGAGAAACUGUGA
Molecule: messenger RNA, 942 nt
Organism: Aspergillus mulundensis
Lineage: Eukaryota; Fungi; Ascomycota; Eurotiomycetes; Eurotiales; Aspergillaceae
Product: putative catechol dioxygenase
Exons: 2
Coding region: 1-942 (313 amino acids)
Biological process (GO): catechol-containing compound metabolic process
Molecular function (GO): catechol 1,2-dioxygenase activity; ferric iron binding
Source: RefSeq, a predicted model, not a curated record